Molecule: messenger RNA, 237 nt
Organism: Odobenus rosmarus divergens (Pacific walrus)
Lineage: Eukaryota; Metazoa; Chordata; Mammalia; Carnivora; Odobenidae
Gene: HSBP1L1
Product: heat shock factor binding protein 1-like 1
Exons: 3
Coding region: 1-237 (78 amino acids)
Biological process (GO): cellular heat acclimation
Cellular component (GO): nucleus; cytosol
Molecular function (GO): transcription corepressor activity
Source: RefSeq, a predicted model, not a curated record
AUGGACGCGCGAGGACCCAAAGCCCCCGGCGGGGACGCGCUGCGCGACGCGGCAGAAAAUCUAUUUCAGGAACUUCAAGAACAUUUUCAAGCUCUGACUGCAACAUUAAACCUCAGAAUGGAAGAAAUGGGAAAUCGCAUUGAGGAUUUACAGAAGAAUGUAAAUGACCUAAUGGUGCAAGCUGGGAUUGAAAAUUCUAUUAAAGAACAAAUGGUAAGGUCAUCAUUAGGAAACUAA